AUGAGGAAUACAAAUAAUUUUUUAUCUGGGAGUAGUGAUAAAUUAAUUAUAAUAUGGUAGGUGAAUGAAAAUAAUUAAUGGAUUUGUUAAUAAAAAUUAGAUGGACAUUCAAAUUGUAGAUUUUGUUUAUUGUUGAACGCGAUUCAUUUAUUCUAGUGAUAGAAUAGUCAUUGUUGGAUAAAAAAAAUGGACUGUUAGAUAAAAGAUAAAAGUAGAUUAGUAUGGAUUCAGAUUAUGUUUUAUCAAUAACAACUAAUUUACAUUCUAACCUUAUUGUUAUGAAUAAAUGCAAAUUUAUUAAAUAGAUAGUAAUACGAAAUAAUAUAGGAAGACAAAAUCAAUUGCAGUUAAGUGUGGUUCUAAUGAUGAUAGUUUCUUCUUUCCAUAAUAAUAUUUAAAGUCAAAAUGUCUGUUGGUGAAUAAGAAUGGCAAUAAUGUUAAUUUAAUGAGGAUGAAAGAAAAUAAUGACUUUAUAAUUGAAUAAUCUAUUGAAUUUGGUCAUAGUGAUAUUUAUAGAUAAUUGAGUUAAGACGGAGAAUAUUUGAUCACUUGA
Molecule: messenger RNA, 553 nt
Organism: Paramecium sonneborni
Lineage: Eukaryota; Ciliophora; Oligohymenophorea; Peniculida; Parameciidae
Source: the annotation of a GenBank genome assembly